CGGGUGCACCGGCAGUCGCAUCUGACUUGUACACUCCAGAGGUCCCGGGCAGACGCGUCAUGGCGCGGACUCAUUGAUAAAAAAAAAAAAAAAAAUCAGUGGUGCUGGGAUUAAAAUGAACUCUCCUGCUGAGCGGCUCUCCUCCUCCUCCUCCUCCUCAUCGUCUUCCUCCUCCUCUUCCUCCUCAGCGCUGCCUUCUCCCUGCUCAAGAUCUUUUUUAUGUGACUCCAGCAGGCGACGCAGGAUGACUACUACCUUACCGCUGGUGAUUUUGUGCGCUCUGGUGGCGUUAGUGUCGUCAUCUAAGACGGAGCGGGCGGUGCUGCUCCCCUGUGACUCCGGCAAGUACACAAGCAACGGGGAGUGCUGCAUGGAGUGUCCACCUGGAGAGGGCGUGGUGAAGAAAUGCGGAGCCACUCAGACUGUGUGCGCCCAGUGUUUGGACAGUGAGACUUUCUCAGAAAACUACAGCCACACAGAGCAGUGCAUGCCGUGCACACAAUGCACCGGCCUGAUGCGGCUGGAGACGCCCUGCACUGACUCCAACGACGCCAUCUGCAUCUGCAACUACAACUUCUUCUUCAACGCCUUAUCUGAACGCUGUGAGCCAUGUACUGUGUGCCCGAUGGGACAAGGUGUGUUCAGUCACUGCGAGCACGAUCACGACACGGUGUGCGAGGAGUGUCUCGACGAUACCUUCUCUGACCGGGAGAGCUCCCUGGAACCCUGCCUGCCCUGCACCAUCUGUGAUGAGGACACUGAGAUACAGCUGGCUGAGUGCACGCCCACCAGUGACUCAGUCUGUCACAAUCCUAACCAACCCACAGAUAUAAUUCCCACCUCUGACAUGGGUCCGUCACUGCCGUCAUUCACCAAUUACUUCCCCCCAGAUGGCUCCGACAGCCCGUUGCCUAGCGGAGAGACGACCACGUCAAGUGCCGGCUCCCCUCAAUUCCUCGGCCACGGCCUCAACGAAAACCUCAUCCCUAUCUACUGCUCCAUCCUGGCCGCAGUGGUGGUGGGCCUGGUGGCGUACAUUGUUUUUAAGAGGUGGAAUAGCUGCAAGCAGAACAAGCAGGCAGCAAAUAACCGAGCGGCCACGAACAACCAGAUGGUGACGCCGGAGGGAGAGAAGCUGCACAGCGACAGCGGCAUCUCGGUGGACAGUCAGAGUCUGCAGGAGCAGCAGCAGCACCAGCAGCAGCAGCAGGCCCAGGCUGAAGUCCAGACUCAGCCGUCACACUUACACACACAGGAACAGAUAGUGGUGAGGGUGGAUGGCGGCCCCCAGCCCGACUCACCUCCCCCUGAAGUCUGAGGAGGACGAAGGGGAGAAAAGGGGGCAGCAUCAGAGCAGAAGGCAGGGAAGAGGAGAGCGUGGACCUGGACCCUGGACCAAAACCAGAGCAGGGAGGGAGGGGCGGCACACACUGCAGAGAAACUGACUCUGAUUCUCAUCUGAAGUGGCCACAAAGCAAAGAGUUGACUUGCAUGGACCUCCCAGCGGCUUUGAACCUCAGUCCGACUCUUCAUCCCUGCGUAUAGAGUCCGACUCUAUCUAUCAGUGUGCCUGGACACAACCUCUACAGCAAUAUCAUUCACUUUCUGUACCAACGCCCCUGCAGAGACAUUAUACUAGAUAUGCCAGUGCAUCCUGCUUUUAACUGAAUACUCCAGUAUCUAAUGUUGACAUUUAACAUCAUUCUCUCUAACUGCCAGUUAAGCUUUCCAUCUUCUCCGCCAUGAAACAUAUGUGCCUGGAAAGUAAAUAGGCAGAAAGGUACUCCAUUAUCUCCUCUUUCUUUUCAGCCUUUAUUCCCCUCGCACAUAUUCCUCCAUGGCUCCCCACCCUCUCUCCAUCGGGUUUCGCUCUAUUAGGCCCCCGCCGUCAUACAGCAACCAGCGGGGGAGCUGUGACUCACUCCCAACUUCCUCUGAAGUUCCAUGAUCUGUUAUCAUUUAACCACUGACAUGCUUCAUGACGUUUUGUCUUAAAAAGUGUUUGCAUCAUUGUCUGAGAUGCAACUGACUCAUGUUCGGGGAGAAAGGUUAAUCACAUCCAAGUCUGCAGCAGCAAAUAACCAGUUUGUCUCAGCGAGAUGCUUGUUCCUGCACUUUGUCGUCUAUGUCGACUCUGUCACACACCCAAAAUGAUUUGUCUCUUGUUUGUGGGGCAUUCAUUUCAUUCUGCGGCUACGUGGCCGAUUCAGCAGCAGUGCCUGGAGGUGCAAACAUCAGAGAAACAUUUCUGGACCGCGGUGCUCUGCUGGCUCUGGCGACGAGCUGACAUAAAGGGAAGCGAAGCUAUCUGAAAGGAGCUGGGACGUCAUCCGUCAGCCAGCUUACAAAGCUGCUCAUUGCACUGACACGUUAAUGAAUUUUGGACUGGAAAAAAAAAAAGACUGGAUAGGAAUCCCAUCUUUCAUAAUUUACAUUCACUAAGUGAAAAAUUGGGACACCCCUCAGAGGCUCGUUUCACCCUCCCCCCACCUCCAUCUCCGAAUUCUCAUCCUUGCAGUCUUGCGUACAGCUCCGUCUAUCGAGCCCAAUAAACUGUGUUAACAGCUCUCACGUCCACACAGGGCCCAUUAGAGAGACUUCCUGAUAGGCAGGUAGCAAUUACCUCAGGGUUUUAGCUUCAUUUAGCCUCUGCUCCACUCGGCUCAGCCACCUCUCAUCUGGAUUAAUGCUGCGGACAACGGAGGGGUGAUGCCGUCCCCCUUUGAAGCCUCGACACGACAUUAAAGAUCCCCCAUUCAAGACCGAGACCAGUGACAUUUACUAUAUCACCAUGGUGAAAUAAAAGCACUUAGUCCAGGCUUACUUCUUAGGCCGGAUGACACCUUUCAUCACACAGGUCCUCUUUCAUGCUGCCACCACCUGCUGCUUGCAGUAACUGUACAAGCAGUCGACAUAGAUACAUACUAAAUGAAGUAAACUGUAGCCGAGCUCGACAGCAAUGCUUUAGAGUUCAUUCCUAUGGAGGCACGUACCUUCUCAGGGUCCCUCGUAUUGUGGUAUGGUAAAAAAAUAAAUAAAAAAAGUCACGAGAUCCUCAGGGGGUCUCUGUAAACAAUUUGUAGAUGAUUCUGUAGCGGAAUGAUAGAGUAGGUAGGUAGACGGGCUUAAAGCAGAUGUUAGGUUAAGAAUAGAAUAGAAGAGAGUAGAAAGAUAGAAAGAUGAGGUUGAAAUGCAUGUACAUUUGCUUUCUGGAUGACUUAAAUGAGAAGAGUGAGACCACAGCCAGCUUAGCAUUUGGACAGAGAAUGAGGGGAAAAAAGCUCCCCUAGCUCUGUGGAAAGGUGCCUACCAGCACCUCGGAGGCUGAUAAAUGAACAUUAAUCAGUAUCUUUUAUAUUUAGUUGAAGAACAAAGGUGUCAAACACAACAGGUUAUGCUUUCUAAGGGAGGUUUACAUGCCAUAACUUAACCUGUGGCUGAGUCAUAUCAACUGACUCAUCCAACUUUCUCCAAGAAAGCAAAUAAAUUAGAGACGUAAGGUUUGUGUACAUUUUAGAGAGCAAUAGAUUGAUAAGACGCUUCAGUUAGAUAGCUGACGAUAAAGAUAGCGAGUCACUAUAUUCCGUAUGAAUCGGUCACAUGGUCAUCGACACCUCAAGACAACUGUCUCGUCUCUUCACAUGUCAUCCAUCCUGUAUCGCUGCAGCAGUCACAUGAAUGGAAACAAAUAUAACUGCUGUGUUUGGCUCACAGUUCAGAAGCGUUUGGUGUGGACAUGUGACCCCACACACACACACACACACACACACACNCACACACA
Paralichthys olivaceus (Japanese flounder) is the source of this 3781-nucleotide messenger RNA. It is a transcript of the gene ngfra, whose product is annotated as nerve growth factor receptor a (TNFR superfamily, member 16). The record is from RefSeq and is a predicted model, not a curated record. Gene Ontology annotation, cellular component: cell surface; plasma membrane. Lineage: Eukaryota; Metazoa; Chordata; Actinopteri; Pleuronectiformes; Paralichthyidae. Gene Ontology annotation, molecular function: coreceptor activity; death receptor activity; nerve growth factor binding. Gene Ontology annotation, biological process: Rho protein signal transduction.